Culicoides brevitarsis is the source of this 1803-nucleotide messenger RNA. It is a transcript of the gene GluRS-m, whose product is annotated as nondiscriminating glutamyl-tRNA synthetase EARS2, mitochondrial. Gene Ontology annotation, cellular component: mitochondrion. The coding region runs from base 71 to 1600 and encodes 509 amino acids. Gene Ontology annotation, biological process: glutamyl-tRNA aminoacylation. The transcript has 2 exons. Gene Ontology annotation, molecular function: zinc ion binding; ATP binding; tRNA binding. Lineage: Eukaryota; Metazoa; Arthropoda; Insecta; Diptera; Ceratopogonidae. The record is from RefSeq and is a predicted model, not a curated record.
GCCCAUGUUUACGUUCGUGUUUCAUCAUUCAUAACUCCUUUUCCCAUUUUUCCGCAUUUUCGAUGGGAAAAUGCUGCAAUUGACGCGUAAUUUGUGCGCUUUGUCACUUCAACAGCCAAUUUUCACGGUAAUUCGUGGAUGUCAUACCCAAGUGCGUGUUAGAUUCGCUCCAUCGCCUACAGGUUAUUUGCAUCUUGGUGGUUUGCGAACCGCAUUGUACAAUUAUCUCUUUGCCAAAAAGCACGGAGGCAAAUUUAUUCUCCGCAUCGAGGACACAGAUCAAACGCGAUUGGUUGACGAUGCCACAGAACAAUUAUGUAAGGACUUGGAAUGGGCUGGAAUUAAGCCAGAUGAGGGUCCCAACUAUGGCGGAUUGUUCGGACCUUACAUCCAAAGUCAACGCAUCGACUUGUAUCAUGAGGAAGUGAAGAAAUUGCUGUCGAACGGAAGUGCCUAUUACUGUUUUUGCUCCGAACGACGUUUGGAUUUGUUGCGAAAGGAAGCUCUCAAGCAACGACAAGUCCCGAAAUACGACAAUCGUUGUCGGCAUUUGACACCUGUGCAAAUUGCAGAAAAACUCGCCAACAAAGACCCGUUUUGCAUUCGUUUCAAGUUGGAAUCGCAGGGCGAAUCCUUCAACGAUAUGGUUUACGGCAAAAUUGUCUAUUUCAUCGCUCAAAAUGAAGGAGAUCCGAUCAUCAUAAAAUCCGACGGGUAUCCAACGUAUCAUUUCGCAAACGUCGUCGACGAUCACUACAUGCGAAUUACUCACGUUUUGCGGGGCGUCGAAUGGCAAAUCUCAACUCCGAAGCAUUUGCUGAUGUAUCAAGCGUUUGGCUGGAAGGCGCCUCGUUACGGACAUCUUCCGCUCAUCAUGAACACCGACGGCAGCAAACUUAGCAAGCGACAAAACGACAUUCGGAUACAACAUUAUCAAGAAAAAGGAAUUUUUCCGCAAGCUUUGUUGAAUUACAUCACGCAAAGCGGCGGCGGAUUCGAAAAAGAAGUCGGCGAACACUUAAAAUGCCUCCAAAUGCCCGAACUUGUGUCGAGAUUCGACAUUUCCAAAGUGAAUGCAAACUCAAGUCGAUUAAAUCCCGAACUCUUGGGUGACUUAAAUCGCUUGGAGCUCCAAGAGCAAUUACGGGAUCCCGUAAAAUGUGACAUUUUAAUAGAAAAAGUCCGUGAAUUGGUCACCAAAGCGUAUCCGAAGAACGUUGAAAACCUAGAUUUGGGCAAAGAACACGUCAAAUUCGUGCUCGAAUGGGCUGUCAAUCGGAUAACAUCGCUUAAUGAACUAGUCGAAGGUAAAUUAUCGUUCCUAUGGAUUCUGCCGAAACUCCAAAAAGACAACGUAAUUGGAUCAGAUAUCCUUGAGUCGCUCAUUAAAUCACUGAACGAACAAAAUUUCUCGAAAACUGACUUGAAUUCCCUGUUGAAGGAAUUUUCCGCGAAAAAUGACUUGAGUUUUGCUAAUUUCAUGAAAAGUUUACGCGGCGUCCUUUCUGGAUUGAAGGAAGGACCAAGCGUUGCAGAAAUGAUGGAGAUUUUGGGGAAAGAAGGAACAGUUGAAAGGCUUCUGAGGACAAAGAAAAAGUAGUUAGAGAAAAAAAAAGUUAAAUAAAUUUCGUUAAAUUUAAUUCAAAUCGAAAUUUUUCAACAUUGAUUUCUCAAUGCGCAUCGUUCUUGAUGAUAUUUACGACUUGAACUGCUAAAAUAUCCUUUUGAGCAGUAAAUGCAUCUAAAAAAAGACAAAAAUUAGUUGAAAUUUAGACAAAUUUUCGAUUUCUUACUUGUAAGGAG